AUGGGGCGCAAGAACACAAUUUUCUUUGUACUGUUAGCUACCUUGAUCACAAAGGAGGCAUUGGCAACACAACAUGUUGUUGGUGGAAGUCAAGGAUGGGAUGCAUCCACAGACUUUAACUCAUGGAUUUCAGGCCAAAAAUUCAAGGUUGGAGAUAAACUUGUUUUCAAGUACUCUUCUUUGCAUAGUGUGGUUGAACUUGGUAGUGAGAGUGCCUAUAAGAAUUGUGAUAUUAGUACUCCAACCAACUCCUUGAGCACUGGCAAUGAUGUUGUUAAAUUGGACAAGCCAGGUACAAGGUACUUCACAUGUGGUACAUUGGGUCAUUGUGGUCAAGGAAUGAAAGUGAAGAUUGUAAUAGUGAAAGGGAAUGCACCUUCUUCCACAGCAUCAUCACCCUCAUCAUCAUCAUCACCAUCAUCAUCUUCUUCUUCUUCUCCUGCUGCUACUACUACUACUACUACUUCUGCAGCUUCAGCCACACAAUGCUUCACCUCUUUUGUGCUCAUUGUUGCAUUCUUGGUUGCCACAAUGGUUUUGAUGUUUUAA
Gastrolobium bilobum is the source of this 549-nucleotide messenger RNA. Its product is annotated as mavicyanin. Bases 1 to 549 code for a protein of 182 amino acids. The record is from RefSeq and is a predicted model, not a curated record. The transcript is spliced from 2 exons. Gene Ontology annotation, molecular function: electron transfer activity. Gene Ontology annotation, cellular component: plasma membrane. NCBI's taxonomy places the organism in Eukaryota, Viridiplantae, Streptophyta, Magnoliopsida, Fabales, Fabaceae.